AUGCCGGUAGAUCCAUCACAUUCGAUCUUCUAUUGGGAGCUUUCUAUUGUUGUCUCCUCAUCCUCGGCGUCCCCCGUUGCGAUCGGGUUUUCUGCUGCCGAUGGGCCUUUAAAUAGAUUUCCUGGCUGGGAAACAGGCUCCUAUGGAUAUCACGGCGAUGAUGGCCAUGUAUUUGGGUCUGCUGGGCUUGGAACCCCAUAUGGCCCCACCUUUGGAGCUCCUGGCGAUACCGUUGGAGCCCUGGUUGUCUUUUCAGGCACAAAAAAGGAGGAAAGCAUUGUGCCAUCAGCAACUUUGAGGUUUACUAAAAAUGGAAUUUUGCUUCCAAUUGCUUUUACUAUCAACUGGGAUUGCGUCAGUGCAUACUACCCAACCGUCGGCAUGAGAGUGCCUGGAGACAGCAUUACCACUAAUUUUGGAACCAGUCCAUUUGCGUUUGACAUUUCCGGAUUUGUCCAAGUAUCAGUGCCGCCAUCAAGUUGUUAA
Messenger RNA from Mitosporidium daphniae, 486 nucleotides. RefSeq lists its product as uncharacterized. The coding region runs from base 1 to 486 and encodes 161 amino acids. Gene Ontology annotation, cellular component: cytoplasm. Gene Ontology annotation, molecular function: protein binding. Gene Ontology annotation, biological process: cell surface receptor signaling pathway; cytoskeleton organization. The record is from RefSeq and is a predicted model, not a curated record. The transcript is spliced from 3 exons. NCBI's taxonomy places the organism in Eukaryota, Fungi, Microsporidia.